This is a messenger RNA of Lathyrus sativus (Indian pea), 573 nucleotides long. The record is from the annotation of a GenBank genome assembly. NCBI's taxonomy places the organism in Eukaryota, Viridiplantae, Streptophyta, Magnoliopsida, Fabales, Fabaceae.
AUGAUGGGCUCUGGGAAAACGACUGUGGGGAAGAUUAUGUCGCAAGCGCUUAGCUAUUCUUUUUGUGAUUGUGAUACAUUGAUUGAAGAAGAGGUUGAUGGAAACUCUGUAGCUGAUAUUUUCAAGCUCUAUGGAGAAUCUUUCUUUCGUGAUAGGGAGACUGAGGCAUUGCAUAAGAUGUCCCUGAUGCAUAAAUUUGUCAUUUCUACUGGUGGAGGUGCUGUUUUGAGACCCAUCAAUUGGAAAUAUAUGCACAAGGGCGUUAGUGUUUGGUUGGACGUACCGGUGGAUGCAUUGGCAAAAAGAAUUGCAGCCGUGGGAACUAAUUCUCGCCCUCUUCUACAUGAAGAAGCAGGGGAUGCAUACACAGCGGCUCUGAUGCGCCUGUCUUCUCUUUUUGAAGAAAGGGGUGAAUUCUAUGCCAAUGCUAAUGCCAGAGUCUCAUUAGAAAAUAUUGCAGCAAAACUGGGACGAAAAGACCCGUCUGAUUUGUCUCCAACCGCCAUUGCAAUUGAGGCACUAGAGCAAGUUGGCAACUUUUUAAAGGCAGAAGAUGGUGGUUAUGCAAGAUAG